This is a messenger RNA of Caenorhabditis auriculariae, 6590 nucleotides long. NCBI's taxonomy places the organism in Eukaryota, Metazoa, Nematoda, Chromadorea, Rhabditida, Rhabditidae. The record is from the annotation of a GenBank genome assembly.
AUGCGUCGACCUCGGCCCAAGUCGUACGUGCUGGCGACGUCGGCCAGCAUGCAGGAGGACGGCGAGCAUCCGUCGUUCAGCCAGGACGAGACGAGGUCUCGAGUUUCCUCAUUUGUCUCCUCUUUCGGCUCCCCUUCCAUCUACUCUCGCCUCUUUUCAUGAUAUCAAAAUUUUCCUAUUUUGGUCGAUUCUAGUCUCUAUACGUCGUAUAAUUUAUUUACUUGUGAAAUAUGUGAAGUGAUUUAGUCCAUAUCCAUUUGUGAUCAGUAAACUUUAAUUUAUUCUCGAGCCGUUUUGAUGAAUAUACUGUUGUUGCUAACAAUAUUUUCAUUUUUGUCCGAGUUUUCUGGAAUAUUCUGAAAGCCUGCAAACUUUACUGUUUCCCUAGAACUUGGAAAAUCCAACCCUUUUCUAUUAUUUGAUCGCUAGUUUUUUUUCACACUUUACUUGGACCUCGGUUACGCAAACCGGACGUUUCUGAGGACUUCUAGGGGCCGCUCUAGUGGCGUCAGAACUCUUAAGUGGUCCCUAGACUAGCUCAGGAACGUCCAGAGCACGUCCGGUUUUGUUACCGAAGUUCGAGAGAAGUCCGGUCCAUAGAGCAACUUUACUGCGAUUUUUCAUUUUUUAGAAAAUCGGAAGUUUUGUAAAUUACGAAUUUCCGGGUUUAGAUGUACUGGGAAAAUUUUUAGUGGCCACUAUAGAGGCUCGCCAAGGACUACUUGGAGAGGACACUGAAGUGGCCACUUCCAAUAAUUUUUAUAAUUUUUGAAACAAAAAGAGUGGACCAGUUAUCCAUUGACCCCUAAAGUGACCACUAAAAUUUUGAGUGGUCUAAUAGUAGCACUUAGACCUCUACAGUGGCCACUAAUUUUUAACCCCUUAAGUAACCACUAAUACUAUAGUGGUCACCAACACGUCAAAACCCUAUAGUAACUAAAAAUUUUCCCAGUAGUAGAAAGUUUAUUUGAGCAGGUUUCAGGAGAUUCCAGAGUGCAAAAUAAACCUUUUUUUAAAAUUUCAGCCGCGACAUGUCGUCGAUGGGCUCGUUGUCGUCCGUCGAACACACCUCGAGAAGUCUCAAUGCUCCUCAUCCUCCAGCCUCCCACCGACUUCAUCGAUUCAUCGCCCUGUUCAGUCAUAAUGUUGGUGAAUUUAGUCGAGUUGUCUGUAGAUUCUAUUUAUCAAGACAUUAGACUAACUUAGGAACGCCAGAGCGGUCCCUAGAGGGGCAAUCUGAAGAGCAUAGGAAGAUUUCCGUUUUUGAGAUUGUCUUACCUUGCUCUGUAUGAGAGUCUGAAGCUUACAAAACUGGCCAGUUUAGUGAUUUUAGGAAGGGACAACUCUAGGGGAGCAUGUUAUUCGUUUUUUUCACUUGAAAAUUUGCAAGGCCAGGGUUUCUAGGGUUCCAGUUAGUGGUCCCUCUAGGGGACCUGUUAAUCGUUUAUUAACAUUAAAUCUAUGAGAAGAAUAAUUUUCAUGUAAAAAUCUCAAUAAAUUCGGGUUUUUCACAAGAAAAUAUCAACAGAGAUUUUAUUAAGUUUUUUUAAAUUUUAAAACCUGAGAAAGAAGAUUGAAAGAACCCUAGAGGGACCACUCAAGUUUUGAGGCUUGGAAGUCAGAUCAUAAGUUCUUAUAAGGACCUUUUGAAUUUCACCCCUCUAGGGAGCGCUAUUUUGUCACCUAUAGGGUCUCUUUUUCCCCUAACCCCUCUAGGGACCACUCUAGAGUUCCUAACAAGAACUUUUUGGAAAAAAAUUAGCGUCGAAAACCGAGAUUAGCCUGUCUGUCCAAGAAUGGUUGGCAAAAAGAAAAUACUCCAUGAGUAAAUUUGAAAUUUUAAAAAUUUGUAGAACUCAAAAAGGUAUCAUUUUUCACUGUUUCUCACAAGAAAUAGAAUGAUCUUUCUUGCUAAUUUUUCAAUCAAGUUCGAGAAAUGUAGUAUAAUUUUCUCAGAAGUCCACCGACGGCACUCCAGAAGCGCCGAAGCAGAGAAUGAAGCGUUCGAGGACUUCUUUGCCUUCGAGUCGAGUUCCUUUUCCUCCGACUAUCCUUCAAAGGGACCUCAUCGAAAGACAGAACUGGGUCAAGCAUCAGGUAGACGAGCCAAGAAAAAUCAAAGAAUUUCGGGAAUUUCAGGAGAUUGCUCUUGGAAAGUCUGGAAAACGGCGUCAAUGGGACGACCGAUGGGCGAUUCUGGUCGAGCGAAGUCUAUUCCUUUGCCUCCAGCCGCCCAGUUUCAGCAAUGAGAAGGUAGUGGAAUUCUUCAAUUCUAAAAAAAUGUAUUUUUUCUAAGUAAUAACCGUUUUUCACAGUCCUAGGACCUAGGAGGCUACACAAUUUUUCAAUAAAUCAUGAUUUUUUCCGAUUUUUCCAAUAGAACAAUGAUAUUUGCGGAAAAAAAGACCUUGUGCACUACUUAAAAAUUUAAAUAAAUUGAAAUUUUUUUAAAAUACGUUUUUACACGCUAUUGCGAUACUCAAAAAAAGAUUUUUUUAAAUAUUCGGAGAAAUCAUCGAUUUUUUGACUGAUAACAAUUACUUGAAAAUUUAUGAAUGUCAAAAAAAAUAUUUUUUUCAAUGAUUUUUUGAGUCAUAAGAGGCACCGAGAAUCUGAAAAAAAUUGAUUUAUUCUCCUCUCAAAUUUUUUUCUUCUUUUUUUGCGAAGGUGUCAAUGAAAAACCCAUUAUUUCGAAGAUUAGAAGAUCGUUUGAAACUUUUUUUAAAAUUCUAUCAAGAAAUCAUUCAUUUUUUUGUUGUGACUGGAAUUCGAAUUCAAAAAGCCCAAAAAAAUUUUUCAAUUUUUUUCGUUUUUGGUUCAUUUUUUUGAAUUUCUGAGUGGGAUAUGCUAUUUUAAAGUCAAUUUUUAUGUUAUAAAUUUGUUUUUUUGAAAAAUUUGCGCAUUAUUUUUUUCCGUUUUUUUCCUUUCUAGAAAAAUUUUUGAGUCCACUUUAUCAUUUUUCUCGUCCCUCAAUGUGUAGAUUUUUUUCUCCAUCUAUAUAUUUAUAUUUCGAUUGAAAAACCUUUUCUUUCAACAAGGAUGUAGUUUGAGAAGUUGGGUUGUAACGCGGCUCAAAUUUCACAGCUGCAAGUUUUUUUUUCGAGUGAUCUCUCUCUCGUGGUUCAUAGGUUCUACACACGGAACUUUAUUGAUGAGAAAAUUUCUAUGUAGUUUGAACGAUAGUUAUGUAGAGAGCAUCAAAUUUCACAUCUUCAAGGUUUUUUUAGCAAAUAAUUUUUCAGUUUCACGAAAUUUUUCUCCAUUCAUUCAGAUUGAAAUUUUAUUGAUAAUAAUUUCGACUUCUUAAAGACUCAAAAACAUGGAAAGAUGAAAAGUUAAUAGACUUUCCCUAAAGUUAUCAAGAAAAUGACAUUUUAUUUUACUCAGGAGCGCCAGAGGUCCCUGAAGGGGUCAGCUAAAAAACAGCUUAGGAGACAGAAUAGGUGCUCCCUGUAGAAAUCAAGUUUGGAGGAUCCCUACUAACUAAAUCAUCUUGUAGGCGCCACUUUUGGGAGUUUUAGUGGCCCCUAUAGUGGGGAUAAAGUGGGCCAUAGAACCUUCAAGGACCACUAUGUUUGCUUCUAUAGGGUCCACUCUGGCGACCCUUAGGAAGACAGCAUUUUGAUUACCAGAUUAUAAGAUUCAAGGAAUAUUUUACUUGAAGAGCAUACGUCAGCUGGAUCCCACCCCGGGGUGCGGCCGUUUCAUAUUAAAGUAUGAAAAUCUUUUAGCUCGAUUACGGAUUCUUUAGACCAUUCUUAUGAUUGUUUUUUUAUCAUUUUCAGACCGAACUUGAAGGAUUACUAUAAUUUUUUGUAUUUUCCAGGUCGUCGAGCUCGGAGCCCACACGCGAAUCGACAUCCAGUCCUCGAUCGUCGACAUCGCCUACGACUAUCUGUCGUCGACGCCGACCAAGCAACGUCACGUCGUCCGGCUCGUCACUCAGACUCGUUGUGAACAUCUCAUCGAACUGGCCACGUGAGCCGAUUCUUGUCCCUUUUUGUGUAUAUCAUCCUUCGGAACAUGAUGAAUUCUAUAUAGCAGUUGGAAUGACUUUUUUUCGACUGAUUUAUGGCUUGAAAAACGGCCAAGAAAGCCUUUUAAAGUUUGAUGUUUGGAAAACUAUGAGUUUAGUUCUAUUUGACAAUUCUUUUCAUCGCAUGAGCCGAUUCUUGUCUUUUUUUGUGCAUUUAAUCCGUCGGAGCUUCAUGGUUCUAAACUAGAAGUUGGAAUGUGAUUUAUAGCAAGAAGAAAAGAAAAUCUUAGAAAAAUUCUCAUUUUCUUGAAAGUUUACAAAUUUUUGAUGUGACGGGAAAAUUUUAGAAGUUGAAAAUUUGCUUUUUGAGCAUUCUGGACUCACCGUUUGGACUAUAAUAAUAUGUUCAUUAGGCCUAAUUCUUAAAUUCGUUUUUUUCGAGUUCCUGUGAACAAAGGUUGAAUUACGGUAGUCAAAUUCGAUUUUUGUAGGAUUCUCUGGGAAAAAAAGUUGAGCUAGUGUGAAGAUUUGAUUUUACUUUGCAUAAAAUUAAAGAAGAAAUUAGAGUACUUGAUGGGAAGAAUAACUCGAAAAUGGAGGCCAUGUAGGUUUUCAUACUUCUGUCGGCUUGGCUUCAUGAUUUUCUCAAUUUGAAGCUCUUGCUUUUUUUUUAUAGUCAAUUUUUAGAAACUUACAGGUUUUUGUCAUAUAUAAUUGAUUUUUCCAGGGAGUCCGAGAUGCUGUCGUGGAUCACGGUCCUCCAAUCGAGCUCCGAAGGGAAUUUCGAGCCGGAAUCUCCGAGCUCCGCGGCGGCGCCUCUGCCGUCGACGGCCGAGGAACGGAUCUCGCCGCCGUCUUCCGCUUCCGCCAAACCCCAACUUCACAAUUCCUACUCGGUUAGUCUUUUUCGGAGGUUGUUGUGAGGUUGCUGUCACCGAAAAGAGGAAGGAAAUCGCCACACAGGAAAUUGACUUUCUUCAAAUUUUCCUCCCCCAAAGUCUUCUUUCACGUGUUUUUCCAUGGGUUCGCAAGUCAGAGAACACUUUACACGAUCGAGGUGACAGAGAGGAUCGUCUUACUUUUAUGAAGUGCUUUGAGCUUUUUUUCCAAGGUUAGGGGCUGAAUGAAACUUUUUUAUUGACUUCGGAAGUUCUUGAGCGAAAAAAAGAAGGCUGAAAAUUUUUUUCGAAGUUGGUUCUUACUGGCUGAAACUCUAGCGGCCGCUUGAGUGGCUUCUAAAGAACUACUUAGAGAGGAUAUCUCUAUUCAAGCGUCCUAGUGGCCACUAUAGUAGUUUUUACUGAUCUAGUAGUAUCACUUGGACUUUUAAAGAGGCCGAUAAAGUUUAGCCACUGAAGUGACUACUAAUUCGACUAUUAUAAAGGCCAAUAAAACGUCAUAACCCUAAAGGGGUCACUAACUUGUUCACUAUUGUGACCACUGAAAGGUCAAACCCCUAAAGAGCCCACUGAGAAUUUAGUUUUUGCUUCGUUGUUUUUUGCCGAGAUUUUGUUUUUUGCCCUCCAUUUGGCUAUCAGAAAAAGGUUUUUUAUUCGCAUUGAAACAACUUUCCAGUUUCAAAAACUAGUCAAAUCAAAUCGAAAUGUUGAGGUCAACAGUAAAUCAAUAUCCCUAUCUGAAAAACGUCGUUUUUCGAAGUUUCAGGCGUGACUUAUCAGCUUAUCGAUCAGAUUUAAUAAACUAACCUCAUUUAAAAACUUUUUUUGAGUCUAUUUGCCGCACUCAUUUCAUUCUUCAUUGAUUUUUUUCAGUUUAUUUGUUUUUAUGAAGUUCGAGUUUAUAAUUAAAACCUGUUUCAUGUUUUUUGAAGUACAAGAGUUUUUGAUUUAAAAAAAAUUUCAUUUUUGGUCAGUUUUUUUAGAAACCUUUCUGGGAUUCUCAGAUCUUGGUUGAAUUUUUGAGGCUUCUAUGGGUUCUUUUUUUCACAUCCUCAAUUGCACGUUUUGAACUCAGCUUUUUGCUAGUUUAUCACCCAGAAAGCCUACUUUUUUCCCUGAUGCAGAAACUUUCCGUGUAAGUUGAAAAAAAUAAAUUUUUUCUGACUCAAAAUCUCAGAAAUUCCUCCCUAUAAGCUUGAAACUUUUAGUCAUCUUUCUAUAUUUUAUCGGGUUUUUUUUCAUCUUUCUUUGAAUUUUCUUUUCAUUUUUCUUCAGAAGCAAAAAACGUCUAUGUGUAGAUUCUGCGCCUGCCUUUUUUGAAUAGAAAAAGCUCAAAAGACGGCGUUUUUGAAAACGUCUUUUCUUGCUUUUUGAAAUCCCCGGAUGUGGAUCAAAGAAGAAAAUUGGGAACAAAGUGUGGGGACGACGGCGACGACGACUUAGAAGGGAAAGAAGGAGGAGAGGAAGAGGCUAAUGUCUCGGAAUGCAACACGAGAUUCGGUUGCCCCUUUUGGGUUGCACACGCAUCUCCGGCCGUUCUUCUGCUUCUUUCCCGCCCGUCUUUUCCCCCUUCUUGGUCGCUCAUUUGCUGCUGUCGAGCCACUGGCCUAUCUAUAGAUCUGCUCAUCAUCAAGCUUUUCCCCACGACUUGCUUCUCCGUUUUCCUCGUCUUCUUUUUUUUCGGUGGAAGCUUGAAGUUGGAAGAAUCCGAUUAA